CGGUCGCUGAUCGGCGCCAACGCGGACUCCACUCGGCGACCGCGCGACGGCUGCUCGGAGUGAGCGCGAUGAAAUUCAAGUCGAAUCUCAUUCCGUAAGAAGAAGGAGCUAAGGAAGCAAUAAUAGAACAUGAACUCUAAUUUAUGAAGUUAAUAUCAAUUAAGUGUAAUAAAAAUGACUAGAGUGGAGACAGACGCGUUGAUAGCGCCGAAAGUUCAGACUAGGAAGAAAUUAGUACCACCCGAUGGAGGAUGGGGCUGGAUGGUACUGCUCGGGACUGGAAUGUCCAAUAUUUUCAAUCAAUCAAUGUUAUCUCUAUUCAGUUUGCUGUAUGGAGAUGCAUUAGAAGCAAUGGGACAUAACACUCAAGGGGCAGCCCUAGUAUUAAGUACAAUGUUGUUUGUGACCAAUUUUGGGGGUCCGAUUGCAGGAGCUGUAGUUAAAUUGACAUCAACAAGAUUUGUCGCAUUUAUUGGAGCCUGCUCAUGUACUUUAGGAAUAUUUUUCAGUGGUUUCUCUACAAAUAUUUGGCACUUGGUGUUUACGUAUGGAAUAUUAUUAGGUUUAGGUCUAGGUUUCAUUCAAAAUGCAUCAUUCGUCGCUAUAAAUAGCUACUUUCAUCUUCGAAAGAGCCGAGCGGUCGGCUUAGCUAACGCGGGCACAGGUGUGGGACAAACUGUAAUGCCGCAUUUAGUCCACUACCUACUGGUAAACUUUGGGUUUCGAGGAGCAUGCUUGAUGCUGUCUGCUUUAAGUUUACACGGGAUCGCAGGCGUUUUGUUGAUUCAUCCAGUCGAAUGGCAUAUGAAGGAGAUAGAAGAGGAAGUAGUAGUCGAUGAAAAUUUACAAUUAUUAGAAAAUAAACAUAAAGACAUUGUGAUAAAUAAAAUAUCUCAUACCAAUGGAGAUGCUACUUACAAAAGAGGACGUCGUUCGACGGAACCUAGUAUUACGAAUAACAAAGAAAAGCCUCAGUUUACUAAGAAAUCUCACAGUUUCAAAGACUUAAUUGCUGAGAAACAAAUGAAAGCAGUCGAAAAUGGAGCUAGCGGAAUGAACAACAAUGUUGAAGAACCCUUAAUGAAGAAGACGCUGCUCAAGAAACUCUAUGACUUGUUCGAUGUGUCAUUGUUGUCCAGCCCGAGAUUUAUUAAUAUUCUCAUCGGAACUGCGUUAUCUGUAACAUCAAUUCAAAAUUUUAGUAUGCUGUUCCCAUUAUUCCUUCAGAAAGUAGCAAAUAUGGAUAAACAGAAAACAGCAAUGUGCAUGUCGGCCAUCGCAGGCGCAGAUAUUGCGGGACGUCUCAUCUUGCCGAUUUUCCAAGACAAGUACCGCAUCAAAGCGCGAUGGAUGCUCAUUAUGACUUCCGUUUGGCUUAUUAUAGUUAGACAAAUUCUGGCGUAUCAGACUGAUUUAUCAGUUCUCAUGCUGAUGUCAUGCCUGUACGGUUUUGGGAGGAGUAUGAUCAUUGUGGCAAGAAACAUUGCCAUUUCUGAGAACUGUCGCCCUGAACAAGUCCCAGCCGCUGUAGGUUUAGGAAUGUUGACCAUGGGAAUUAUUGUUCCCCCAGCUGGGUAUUUCCUCGGAUGGAUCAGAGAUUAUACAGACAGCUAUAUCAUUUGUAUCACAGCCCAGAACUUGCUGCUUAUAGUACUCCUGGCUACGUGGAUACCAGAUAUGAUACUCCUGCAUAUAAAAGAAAAACGGGAGAAUAAAAAAGAUAUACAAUUGGAAAUGUCGUAGUGUAAUUAAAGCUAGAUAUAGAAUGAGGAAACAAAUGAUACUCCAGUUUACGAGAUUUUUUUGGCUUUUUUGAAGACAAUACACUAAGAACAAACUAAGAUCGCGUCAAUGUUGAAAAAUAAAUGGCUGUGCUAUAGAAAAAAUAUGUUAAACAAAUUUAAAUUUAAAUAUUGUAAGCAUAAGCAGCAAUUUACAUUUGCAUAUGAUAAUCAUGGUACACUAUUUUGCUGAAUAUUUCGAAUUAUAUAACAAUUAUAACCACUUAUAUACAAUGAAAUUGAAUAAAGGCCGUUGUAGUGUGUGUGAUAUACCUCAGACUACUACACUGUUUCGAGUGGUUUUUAUUUAAGUAAAAUACGGAUGUCAGUGCACAUAAUCUUAUACAUAUUAUGUAAUAUGUCUACUUAACAUUGUACUUAAGUAUACAGGACGCUAAAAAUAAUUGUUUUACCGACAAAGUUGAAACACUGUCCCGUCCAGAAUUACAAAAUUUGAAAUAUUGAUAUUUCACUUUCACCUUCCAUUGCGUGCUAAAUUUAUACUCGCGUUGUAGUAGUUGUGAAUUGAUUAUUGUAAAAUUAAAUAUUUUAAACAUUAAUUUAAAAUAACACAAGUAGCCCAGUAAAGAAAUGUUACUGAUACAAUGUACUGAUGCUGACUUUAUCUCUAGUCUUAAUACAAAUUAAUCAAUUAAACGUGUUUUUGUUUUGAUUUUUGUUUCCGUCGUCACUAAUUUACUUAAGUAAAGUUUAUUUCUUUUAUAUUUGUUCUGCGCUUGUGCUGAGCUCAUUGACCUUAUUCUUUCCGGCAUUUAUAUUAUUGACAUUGACUUACAAAUAAAUGGACGACGGGUCUAAUACAAAAACCACGAAAAAAAUGUCCCAAGUCAACCUAUUCGAAAUUUAAAUUGUAAUGUCAU
Hyposmocoma kahamanoa is the source of this 2662-nucleotide messenger RNA. Its product is annotated as monocarboxylate transporter 9-like. Gene Ontology annotation, molecular function: monocarboxylic acid transmembrane transporter activity. Gene Ontology annotation, biological process: monocarboxylic acid transport; transmembrane transport. The record is from RefSeq and is a predicted model, not a curated record. Lineage: Eukaryota; Metazoa; Arthropoda; Insecta; Lepidoptera; Cosmopterigidae. The transcript is spliced from 8 exons. Bases 175 to 1743 code for a protein of 522 amino acids.